Molecule: messenger RNA, 3106 nt
Organism: Drosophila sechellia
Lineage: Eukaryota; Metazoa; Arthropoda; Insecta; Diptera; Drosophilidae
Product: H2.0-like homeobox protein
Exons: 5
Coding region: 478-2583 (701 amino acids)
Biological process (GO): cilium assembly
Cellular component (GO): ciliary transition zone
Source: RefSeq, a predicted model, not a curated record
CCAAUUCGUUGUUAUUGCAGAACAGAGUCUCGAACGCGUUGCUUUGGUUUCGGUUCCGUUCGCCUCGUGAUUAUUUUUUUUAGGAAUAUAAGAAUAAUGCACGGAUAACGCCGUAAUCGAGUAAAAAUCGAACGCAGUACCGUAACACAGAGAUUGAUCUAUCCGAUAAGUGAUCAGUUCUUCGGUCGUCAAUGAAAUCCGUAUGUGCAGAGUGCGCUGAAGUGGAGCCUUGAGGAAAUGCCACCAGCUCGCAGCUGAGCUGCAUUCGCUGAUUGUCGUUGUGGUCGUGUCCUCUCGCGGGUGUGUGUGUGUGUGUGUGGGUGUGCACUGUGUUAUUUGGGUCAAAAGCUGCAGCAGCACAAAGUUCCCACUCCCAAUCCCGUUUCCGUUCCCGUUCCCAGGGGGUGUCCACCUGUUAUGCAGCUGGCCUAGUGGCUCAACUCGGCUCGGAUCGGAUCUAGCAUCCCACAAGUCCACAUGGACGCGAAGGUGCACCGCCAGCAUCAGCGGCAUCGCCGCACGGAGGCGCGACAGCGGCGCCUGGAACGGGAGGCGGUGGCUACGGGAGCGGCAGCUCCACCGCCCACCACGCCCGAGCGGGCAGAGGCCUUGGACUGUGCCACAGCCCUCAACGAGGGCGUGGCAUCGGCGGAUCCGGGCGGCAGCGGCGGUACGCCAAGCAGUGCGGGUCGCAUCAGUGCCCAGAGCUCGGCGGACAGCAUAGAACUGGUGGGUUCGCCCAGCCAGACGUCGCAGCAAACGGUGGUGCUGGUCAACGGCCACGCCCCGCCGGGCCAGGAGGAGGGGGAGGAGGAGUCGCCAUUGGGCGCUGGCAAUACCAGGGACUCACCGCCGCCGCCCAAGCAGAGCGAUGGCAGUCGCAACUCAUCCGGCGAUGCGAUGAGUCUGCGGGAGACCCUCCAGCAACUACCGGCCACCCAUCACCAUCGGUCCAGGCGCACUCACUCACCUGCUGAUCCGGAUGCGUCCUUUCAUCGCGGAAUACUUGGGUACAUGGACCGGGAGCUCAAGCAGAGCUCCCCCACGCCCUCCGCCCCCGCCGGAACCGGAAACGGAACUGGAAACGGAACUAGCACGGGCGCAUCGAGGAAGCAGCAGUCGCUUUCCGACCCUCAGGCCAGUCCCGCCCAGCGAUCCCUGCGCUCGAGGAGCAGCUUCGACAAGAGUCCGCGGCGCAAGAGGAGCAAGUCGGAGUCCCGGAGGAGACGCGAACGGAAGCUAAUAGCCGCCGGCGAGAUGGAGGUCCGGCAGGCCAACGAAACCCUGAUGCGGUACCUCAAGCAGUGCUCCGACAUGCACGACGCCUCGCUCUCCGGCGAACUCGAGAUCGACCAGAGCCUGGAGGAGAGACGCGUCCAGCGGAAGACCAAGUCGCAAAGGGACAAGCGGGGCCAGCUAAUCUCCAAAUUGUACUCGGCAGGCGGUAUAUCCUCGAUUCUAAAGGAGCUGGCCGACGACAUAGCUCCGGCCGAUGGCGAGGAGAUCUACAACCCGUUCACGCCGGUCGUCUCGCCCACGGACGAUGCGCCCGCGCACAUCGACAAGAUGUUCCUGCAGACGUCAUCCGGAUAUCGACCCGUGGAGCACAGCUACUACAAGCGCUCCUUCCUGGGGGCGGCUGUUCGUGGAUCCGCCGGAAUUUCGGUAUCCGGCGGCGGAGGUGGAUGUGGUGGUGGUGGCGGAGGAGGAGGUCGCCUCGAUGGCAUCUCGGCCGCGGAGCUUGGAGGCGCCGGUCGCCUCUUCCGCUCCAGCGGCAGCCACGGAAUGGGUGGAAAUGGAAGUGGGCGUGGCAGCUACGGUGAUACCCGCUGUUUGCUGGAUGCCGACUUUAAUCGCAAUGGGAUCACCAGCAACAUACAACUAGCCUGUGUAGUUCAACGAAUCUGGCUGCUCAUCUCGAAUAUAUGCCACGGCUUGCUAGCCGGUCUAGCUCUGGCCCACCUACUCUUCGUGCUGAGCAGCCACCCCAUGGACUGGGCCAAGGUCAUCAAUGGCAUGAGUCUUGCGGGCGAGACGGUGUCAUCCACGGCCCAACCCCCAGCCGCAUCGACACCAUCGCCGAUGGAUCUCGAUUCUGGCAAUCGAGGAACGGAGUCGGGCGAAUCCUCAUCCCCAUCCGCAGCAGCAUCCGGACUGACCCUGAUAAGUGAUUACGCCGGAUUUGCGGAGAUCUACUUGAAUACCUUCUACUGCUUGGCCAUAAUCUGUCUGGUUUCCGUUUUCGAUCGGAUGGACAUCUGUCGCUGGAGCUUCUCGAACGCCAGCGAACUGAUCUCCUUUCGGUGGCUCAUCAUCACCAUGAUCUAUGUGGCGACAAUAAUCCUAACCAUCUGCUCCGAUUCCAUCGACGAGAAGCUGUACCUGUUCAACAACAAUGCCAACAUAACGCUGACGCAACAGGAGAUGCUGAGCAACAGUGUGCAGAGCGUGUGGAGCAGCCUGUCGGUGACGAGGAGCAUUGCCGCCAUAUCCGGGUGGAUUAUGAUCGGACUGACGCCGCAGGAGGAUAUGCUGUAUGAGCACCUGGUGGACCUCACCAAAUAUCAGUUGACAAAUAAUUGAAUUUAAGGCGACAAGUGUAAAUAUCGAACUCUUAGCAGCUAUUGUUCAGUUAUCGGCUUUUUAUAUGUACGGCAUAAUCGAAACGCAAUAGGACUCUUAUGCAUACCCAAAUCUUAAGCUUUAAAGUCGUCUCUUAAGGAUUCACACUGAUGCCCUUCGCAGGCCGCUAGAACAAACCCACGGGGAAACCGAUAAUAUGACAACCAGAGAACCCAAUGGUUAACCUUCGAGCUAGUUAACUAAGCAAAUAUAGUGAAUACUCGUACUGUUAAAGCGAGAAGAAUAUGAAAUACCUAUAUGUACCAGAUAGCAGAUAGAUGUAUUCAUGUACUUACGCAUAUAUACCAUAUGUUACCUACAUAGAUAUACAUAUAGUACACAUAAUUGAUAUACAUUACAAGCGCGAGUAUAGAAAUAUUUACAAUUCUUGAAAUCAUUUUACUCACACAUAUCGUCUUAAGAUACAGAAUCCUUUGUUAUCUUUUUUUAUCGUUGCGGCACUUUUACGGCAAAGGCUUCCCAA